AUGAAGUUCCUUCAGAUCCUUGUGUUCGUGGCGCCUCUGGUCCUCGCGACCCGAGACCGACAGGGCAAGGAAACAUACGACGGGUACAAGGUCUUCCGUGUCUCGACAAAAGUCGAUGCUUCGGCAUUUGAGGAGCAGCUUGAGUCUCUGGCUGCCAUUGAGCUCAGUCGCAACCAUGGGCACAUUGACGCGCAGCAUUUCGAUAUCGCUGUGCCGCCAGAGAGUCUGGAAGCAUUCGGCGCUCUCAACUACACCGCCGAGGUGUUGAUCGAGGACCUUGCAGCUGACAUUGCUCUAGAGGGAGACCUCGAAGGAUACCCAGGUGUGGACUUCAGCAUCCAAGCGGACCAGGCUGCUGCCGCUCUCCCGAGCGCGACGUGGUUCAAUGCAUACCACCCGUAUGCGGACCAUCUGACGUUCUUGACGGCCUUGCAAGCGGCCUUCCCGUCCAACUCGGAGCUUAUCACAGCCGGUAGCUCUUUUGAGAAGCGUACCAUCCAGGGCAUUCACCUGUGGGGAAGCGGUGGAAAGGGUUCGAAGCCUGCCAUCUACUGGCAUGGCAAUGUUCACGCUCGGGAAUGGAUUACUUCGAUGGUUGUUGAGUACCUUACGUACCAGAUCAUCCUCAACUACAACAACGACACGACAGUGAAGACAACCCUGGACAACUAUGACUUCUACAUCCUGCCUAUCGUGAACCCAGACGGCUUCGUCUACACUCAAACUUCCACUCGCCUGUGGAGAAAGAACCGUCAGACACGAUCGGGUUCCAGCGCUGUCGGAACCGACAUCAACAGGAACUGGCCCUACAUGUGGGAUGGCGAGGGUUCAUCUACAAGCCCAGGAUCAGGUCAGUACCGUGGAGCUGCAGCUGGAGACACCCCUGAGAACACUGGGAUCCGCAAGUACGGCGACACGCUAGCUGCUGGCAGGGGUGUCAAGAACUACAUCGAUUGGCACAGUUACGGCCAGUAUAUUCUGACGCCCUACGGCUACGACUGCUCGGUUUCAGCGUCGAACCAAGCUAAGCAAAACACGCUGGCCGCCAACACCGGCGCAGCUAUUGCCAAGUCAUACGGCACGAGAUUCACUACUGGCGGUACUUGCGCAACCCUCUACGCUACUGCCGGUGGAAGCAACGACUACAUGACCGACGUCGCAGGGACGGAGUUUGCCUGGGCUAUUGAGCUCCGCGACACUGGUGCAAAUGGUUUCGUCCUGCCUGCUGCUCAGAUUGUACCGAGUGGCAUUGAGGCUUUCGCGGGGAUGAAGUACUUGUGGACCAACAUGUAA
Molecule: messenger RNA, 1293 nt
Organism: Anthostomella pinea
Lineage: Eukaryota; Fungi; Ascomycota; Sordariomycetes; Xylariales; Xylariaceae
Source: the annotation of a GenBank genome assembly